AUGAGUCCCUGGUUGCCGGCUUUGCUUCAUCAUUUUGCUCAUCAAUACCCCUCCUCACCAUCCGCCCCUUCACCCUCCUCCUCCUCCUCUCUUUUCUCCCUUCAUUCCCCUCCCCAUCGCACUCUCUCCUCCGCCUCUCUUCUCUCAUCUACUGCUGCAGCUGGUUGCCGGCUUUGCUUCGUAAUCUUGCUCAUCAAGACCUACCCCUCCUCACCAUCCGCCCCUUCACCCUCCUCCUCCUCUCUUCUCUCCCUUCAUUCCCCUACCCAUCUCAUUCUCUCCUCCGCCUCUCUCCUCUCCUCUACUGCUGCAGCUGGUUGCCAACCUUGCUUCGUAGCCAUGCUCCUUCCCUACUGUGUUCCUCCACCUCUAUUUUCUCCCCUCAGCGGCGCAGCAGCAGACUACUCUCCUGUUAUCCCACCUCCUCUUAUUUCUCCUCACAGUGGCGCAGUAGCAGACUACUCCGCCAUUAUUCUUCCUCCUCCUUUUUCUCCCCCCAGCGGCGCAGCAGCAGACUACUCCUCCAUUAUCCCUCCUCUUAUUUCUCCCCUCAGCGGCGCACCAGCAGACUACUCCGCCAUUAUCCCUCCUCCUCUUAUUCCCCCCCUCAGCGGCACAGCAGCAGACUACUCCGCCGUUAUCCCUCCUCUUAUGUCUCCCUUCAACGGCGCAGCAGCAGACUACUCUGUCGUUAUCCCUCCUCCUCUUAUUUCUCCCCUCAAUGGCUUAGCAGUUGACUACCUCGUCCCUAUUCCUCCUCCUCUUUUAUCUCCCCACAUUUGCUCCAUUGCUACCCCCUUCCCCCGCAGGUCGACUUACGGAGGUGAGUAA
Molecule: messenger RNA, 831 nt
Organism: Closterium sp. NIES-65
Lineage: Eukaryota; Viridiplantae; Streptophyta; Zygnematophyceae; Desmidiales; Closteriaceae
Source: the annotation of a GenBank genome assembly